Molecule: messenger RNA, 1175 nt
Organism: Mesoplodon densirostris (Blainville's beaked whale)
Lineage: Eukaryota; Metazoa; Chordata; Mammalia; Artiodactyla; Ziphiidae
Gene: CALR3
Product: calreticulin 3
Exons: 9
Coding region: 18-1175 (385 amino acids)
Biological process (GO): protein folding
Cellular component (GO): endoplasmic reticulum membrane; endoplasmic reticulum
Molecular function (GO): calcium ion binding
Source: RefSeq, a predicted model, not a curated record
GUGGCCGCGCCUUCUCCAUGGCUGCCGCUUGUGUCUCGCUCUGGGCAGUCUGUGUGCUGCGGGUGGCGCUGGCCACAGUCUACUUCCAGGAGGAAUUUCUAGAUGGAGAGCGCUGGAGGAACCGAUGGGUGCAGUCCACCAAUGACUCCCAGUUUGGGUAUUUUGGACUCUCGUCCGGGAAAUUUUAUGGUCAUAAAGAGAAAGACAAAGGUCUGCAGACCACUCAAAAUAGCCGAUUCUACGCCAUCUCUGCACGGUUCAAACCAUUUAGCAAUAAAGGGAAGACUCUGAUCAUUCAGUACACCGUGAAACAUGAGCAGAAGAUGGACUGUGGAGGGGGCUACAUUAAGCUCUACCCUGCAGACGUGGAUCAGAAGAACCUGAAUGGAAAAUCCCAGUACUAUAUUAUGUUUGGACCCGAUAUUUGUGGAUUUGAUGUCAUGAAAGUUCAUGUUAUUUUACAUUUCAAGAAUCAGUAUCACUCAAACAAGAAAUCAAUCAGGUGUAAGGUUGAUAGCUUCACACACCUCUACACUCUGAUUUUAAGACCAGACCUCACUUACGAAGUGAAAAUUGAUGGUCAGUCGAUUGAAUCUGGCAGCAUAGAGUAUGACUGGCAGCUCACAUCACUGAAGAAAAUGGAGAAGACUUCAGCAGAGUCUAAGGACUGGGACCAGGCUACAGAGGGCAAAUCCCAGGACUGGGAGAAGCACUUUCUGGAUGCCAGUGCCAGCAAGCCAAGUGACUGGAACAGCGAACUGGAUGGGGACUGGCAGGCGCUGAUGCUGCAGAAGCCUCCAUACCAAGAUGGCCUGAAACCAGAGGACAUAGACAAAGAUGUUUGGCUCCAUCAGAAGAUGAAAAACACCAACUAUUUGAUGGAAUAUGACCUCUCAGAAUUUGAGAACAUUGGUGCCAUCGGACUGGAGCUUUGGCAGGUGAGAUCUGGAACCAUCUUCGAUAACUUCCUGAUCACAGAUGAUGAAGAGUACGCUGAGAAUUUUGGCAAGGCCACCUGGGGUGAAACCAAGGGCCCAGAAAGGGAGAUGGAUGCCAUACAGGCCAAGGAAGAAGUGAAGAAGGCCCGAGAGGAAGAUGAGGACGAGCAGAUGAUGGGCAGGUUUGGUGGGAGAGAAAAUAUCUUCAAAGGAUUCCACAGGAGGAACGAACUUUAA